Molecule: messenger RNA, 1179 nt
Organism: Oryza sativa Japonica Group (Japanese rice)
Lineage: Eukaryota; Viridiplantae; Streptophyta; Magnoliopsida; Poales; Poaceae
Source: RefSeq, a predicted model, not a curated record
GGUGCGACUCGAUCACUCAAGCAGUCCAGCCCAAGUCGUCGCGCACCUCGGGCGAUCCGACCUCGCCGUUGCUUGCUCAGACGCCGGAGACGACGACGACGGCGGCGGCGGCGGCGGGGACGAGAUGACGGUGUUCCACUUCCUCAACUGCGCCGCCCUCACCUUCGGCCCCCACGUCGUCUACUACUCGGCCACCCCGCUGUCAGAGUAUGACACAAUUGGCACUUGUGUAAAAGCGGCUGUUGUUUAUCUUGGAACAGCACUAGUAAAGCUUGUUUGCUUAGCGACAUUGCUCAAAGUACCUGAGAAUGAUAGCUUUGAUCCUUAUCAGGAAUUGAUGAAAAUCUUUAUUGGGUUUAUAGAUGUUGCUGGUCUUUAUUUUGCUUUGACACAGUUGACUCAUAGAAACAUCUCCCAGAAUCACAAGUUUCAGGCAGUUGGUCUUGGUUGGGCUUUUGCUGACUCAGUUCUGCACCGUCUGGCGCCUCUCUGGAUUGGUGCAAGAGGACUUGAAUUUACGUGGGAGUACAUUUUUCAAGGACUUGAAGCAAAUGCCAAUCUUGUUAUGACGCUGUCCCUUGCUGCUUUAGGAUCCUUGAUGUGGCUGAGGAAAAACAAACCUAGGACUUUGGUGCCAAUAAUUUAUGCAUGUGCUUUGCUUCUGGCAACAAUGCCAUCUAUCACCAGUUACUUGAGGAGAUCAUUAGAGUGGCAGACUCCAAAGGUGGUUGGCUUCGAGCUGUUCUCCUCACUGGUCAUGGCUUUCAUCAGCUGGCAGCUGUUCUCAGCUUGUCAGAGACCAAUGUAAGGAAUGAGUUUGCAAAUUGCCGGAGAUUCACGCUCCUGAGAUGGCUCCUGUUGUACUUCCACAGAAUUAGGAUGCGCCUUUUCAGCCUUGACACUAUCUUUUCUGGGGGUUCGAUCAUAGAACUUAUUAUUUAGAAUCCUUUUUCUGUAAGUUUUAGUGGAGAAACACAUGCUCCAGUGAGUUGCCAUUGUUAACAGCUCUUAUAGGCAUUGAACUAAAAGUAUAUUUUGCCCCUGCUGUGCUUCUUCUGUCAACCGCAUGGCAUCAUCUAAAAUGAAAGCCUAUAACAUUCAGUUUUGUCAUCAGUUUAUGGGAAAGUGAGUACACUAAACAUGAUUCAGUGCUGAUGAAUGAUGGUGAUGAUGUGAUCA